Messenger RNA from Iphiclides podalirius (scarce swallowtail), 936 nucleotides. NCBI's taxonomy places the organism in Eukaryota, Metazoa, Arthropoda, Insecta, Lepidoptera, Papilionidae. The record is from the annotation of a GenBank genome assembly.
AUGGAUAGGGAUGUAGCAAGUUAUUCAGUUGAAGGUCGCAUAGGAGAGGGUGCUCAUGGGCUGGUCUUUAAAGCAAGGCACUUGCCUACCGGGCGAGAGGUAGCUUUAAAGAAAAUUUUAAUAAAAAACCUCGAAGAUGGCAUACCAAUUAACGUUAUGAGGGAAAUAAAAGCUUUGCAGUUGCUAAGAUGUAAAUAUAUUAUUAAAUUGUACGAUAUGUUCCCUCGGGGCAUGAGUUUGGUAUUAGUUUUGGAAUAUAUGUGUUCGGGCUUAUGGGAAAUGUUACAUCACAACCAACAAGAGCUGUCAAUCCCACGAGUCAAGACCUACGCUCAAAUGCUUCUUAAAGGGACACGAUACAUGCAUGCCCAUUAUGUUAUGCAUAGGGAUCUAAAACCUGCCAACUUGCUAAUAAAUUACGAAGGGACGCUGAAGAUAGCUGAUUUGGGUCUAGCGCGUCUUUACUGGCCCGAUGGCGGUCGACCCUACUCCCAUCAAGUAGCUACGAGAUGGUAUCGUGCCCCAGAACUUUUGUAUGGAGCAAGGUUUUACAGUGAAAAAGUAGAUUUGUGGUCCGUGGGAUGCAUAAUUGCAGAAAUGAUAACCAAGCAACCCCUAUUUGCGGGUGAAUCGGAUAUAGAACAACUCGCAAUAGUACUUCAGCAUCUUGGAACACCUACCGAAGAUUCCUGGCCAGGUCAUUCGGAGUUGCCAGACUACCAUAAAAUAACAUUUCCGGAAUCCUCGCCCACUCCGUGGACGGAGCUCUUGCCAGGAGUAGAACCUGAGGCCUUGGACCUUAUCAAGUCUUUCGUACUUUAUGACGCCAAUAAAAGAAUAUCAGCCAAAGAGGCCCUUCGGUGCGCUUGGUUGCACGCGAGGCCGUUUCCUGCUACCAUGCCAGAAAUGCCGAAGCCAAACAUCAAUAAACCGAAA